Dalotia coriaria is the source of this 2028-nucleotide messenger RNA. RefSeq names its product Nop56 ribonucleoprotein (gene Nop56). Gene Ontology annotation, cellular component: small-subunit processome; box C/D methylation guide snoRNP complex. Bases 157 to 1629 code for a protein of 490 amino acids. Gene Ontology annotation, molecular function: snoRNA binding. The transcript is spliced from 3 exons. Lineage: Eukaryota; Metazoa; Arthropoda; Insecta; Coleoptera; Staphylinidae. The record is from RefSeq and is a predicted model, not a curated record.
UCUCGAUAGGUGCUGCCCCCUGCACAAGAUGCGGUAAACUUUCUUCUUACUGGUCUGCUUGUGAAAUCACCGCGUGGUUGGUGUUUUCCAAGCACUAGAAUUUAAUAAUUGUGUCUUAAUUAUUUGUUAUUUAAUAUUGUGCCGAUCCGCUUAAUAAUGUCCAAGUUAUUUGUUCUCUACGAACAUGCCGCUGGCUACGGCAUUUUCAAAGUUGAGGAAUUUGAAGAAAUCGGUACGCUUCUGCCGCAAGUCGAAGCGGCCGUCACCGAUUUAGGUCGUUUUAACAGCAUAGUCAAACUGGUCAGCUUUUCACCCUUCAAGAGUGCCAUCACUGCUUUGGAGAACAUCAAUGCUGUAUCAGAAGGCAUUGUUCCUGAUGAACUCCAACAGUUCAUCAACAUGGCUAUUCCCAAGAAGAAGAAGACUCAACUUGGUGUGGCAGACCCUAAAUUAGGUGCUGCCAUUACUGAAGUUCUGGGUCUUCAAUGCAACCACACUGGUCCAGUUCCUGAAAUAAUUCGUGGAAUUCGUCAUCAUUUCCACAAUUUGACAAAGGGUUUCACUUCAAAGAGUGCUGCAGUUGCUCAAUUGGGCUUGGGGCAUUCCUAUUCUAGGGCUAAAGUUAAGUUUAAUGUUCAUAGGGUUGACAACAUGAUUAUUCAGAGUAUUGCCUUGUUGGAUCAGUUGGACAAAGAUAUUAAUACAUUCUCUAUGAGAAUACGUGAAUGGUACUCCUACCAUUUCCCGGAGUUGGUCAAAAUUGUGCCUGAAAAUUACACUUUUGCUCGACUUGCUAAAUUUAUCAAAAAUCGUAAAGAUUUGACCGACGAUUCUCUUACUGGACUAGAAGAAAUCACAAUGGACUCCGGAAAGGCCCAGGCUAUUCUUGACGCAUCUCGUUCUUCAAUGGGUAUGGACAUUAGCGUCGUUGACUUGUUAAAUAUUGAAAUGUUUGCUGCACGUGUUAUUUCUCUCGCGGACUACCGCCAAGAAUUGUCGCAAUAUCUCCGCACUAAGAUGAGCGAUGUCGCUCCCAAUUUGGCAACUUUAAUUGGUGAUCAAGUAGGCGCGCGUCUUAUUUCACACGCUGGUUCAUUGACUAACUUGGCGAAAUACCCAGCAUCAACCGUUCAGAUUCUCGGCGCUGAGAAGGCACUCUUCAGAGCGUUAAAAACUAGAGGUAAUACUCCAAAAUAUGGUUUGUUGUAUCAUUCGACAUUCAUUGGUCGCGCUGGCGCCAAAAACAAGGGUCGUAUUUCGCGUUAUUUAGCGAACAAAUGUUCAAUUGCCUCGCGAAUCGAUUGCUUCGCCGAAUCGCAAACAAAAGUCUUUGGUGAAAUGCUCCGUCAGCAGGUGGAGGAUCGACUUAAGUUUUAUGAAACCGGCGACAUUCCGAAGAAGAAUUUGGACGUUAUGAAGGAAGCGAUGGAUGAAGUCGAAAAAGAAGCCGUAUUGAAUAAGUCAAUGGAAAAGAAAAAGAAGAAGAAAAGGAAGAGCGAGAGCGCAGCUGAUGAGAAUGGCGCUGCUAAUGGGUCUGUUGUAGAAGAGAACGGAAACGGAGCGGAUGCUGGCGGUGAACCGCCGAAGAAAAAGAAAAAGAAGAAGAAGAGCAAAGGUGACGAUGAAUAAACUAACAAAAUGAAAUAAAAAAGGAACUAACAAAUAUUAGAUACAAUACCAAUUGUUAUUGUAGCCAAUAAUUUCAUGUUUCUAUCGGACUCUUCAAUGGAGUGUAUUUUUUGACUAUAUGUUAGCAUUAGCUACUUUAUUUGCUUCAUAAUGAACCAUUUAUGGAGCUGGUAAACUAUAUUUUUAGUAAUAUGUAAGUUAAUUUUUUUAAAUUCAGCGAAUACAAAACACGUACCAAUGUUCUCCACGAAAUAUUAUGAAAAAUACGUGGAAAAUAUUGGAGAAUACAAUUAAUAAUAAUUUCACAUGGAUAAAUAAUUGGUAAAUAAGUGUCAUUUGCGCAUUUUUGAAUAUAUUAUAUUGUUAAAAGACAAAAUAUAAUCACUAAUAAUUCACAUA